AUGAGUUUAAAAAAAUAAAUGAAAGAUUUAUAAUAAGAAGUAGAUUAUAAAAAUUAAGAAAUAAAUACUAUGAAAAAGAAUAUAAAAUACACUACAUAUCAAGAAAUAAAUAGUGAAAACUAAGUUUUAUAAGGUGAGUUAUUAAAAUGUAAAAAAAUUAUAGAUGAAUAAAUUAAUUAAAAGGCAUAAAAUAAUAAUUACUUUGACAAAGCGAAUGACUUAGAAAAAAAUACAUCAAAUUAAAAUCAUAAUAUGAAAAUUUACAAAAAUAAUACCUUAAUGCAUAAUAAAAUCUAAAAAUAUAUGAAGAAAAAUAUAUGUAAUUAGAAUUUUAAUAUAAUAGUGUUUCAAAAGAAAUUUGUCUUUAUCAAUAAGAAAUUUAUUAAUUAAAAAUGAGAGAGCAUGAAUUCCUUA
Messenger RNA from Ichthyophthirius multifiliis, 414 nucleotides. RefSeq lists its product as hypothetical. The record is from RefSeq and is a predicted model, not a curated record. The transcript has 2 exons. NCBI's taxonomy places the organism in Eukaryota, Ciliophora, Oligohymenophorea, Hymenostomatida.